AUGUCAUGGCUGAAAAAGCACAAUCCCCAAAUCUCAUGGGAGAAACAUACACUUGUUUUCAACUCGUCAUAUUGUUCCAAUAAUUGCCUGUCUGUACCUGCUGUCUUAGAACUCAAGGCAGUAGAAGAAAUACCACUUCCUUAUCAAGGAUUUUCCAAGGUCUUCUCUGAGGAAGAAUCAUCCAAAUUGCCGCCCCACCGUCCUUACAAUAUUGCUAUUGAGUUACUCCCUGACGCAAAACCCCGGCAUGGCCCCAUAUAUAGUCUAGGCCCCAGGGAAGAUGUGGAACUUAAGGAAACCAUUGAGAAACAGCUCAAGGCUGGACUGAUUUGUCCAUCUAAGUCCCCUAUGGCAUCUCCCAUAUUAUUUGUCAAAAAGAAAAAUGGGAAACUGCGUAUUAUGACCAAAAAGAACGUGUACCCCCUGCCCUUACUGCAAAACCUCAUUGAAAAACUACAAGGCGCUAAGAUCUUUAGCAAAUUUGAUCUUAAAUCAGGUUAUAAUUUAGUCCAAAUCAAAGAAGGCAACAAAUGGAAAACAGCUUUCAAAACAAAAUAUGGACUAUUUGAGUACUUGGUCAUGCCAUUUGGGCUAACAAACGCGCCGGCAGCGUUCCAGGACAUGAUGAAUGAAAUAUUUAGGGAUCUAUUAGAUGUCUAUGUCAUCAUUUACUUGGACAACAUCUUAGUUUUCUCCCUGAAUGAGAAAGACCAUGAAAACCAUGCUUGGGAGGUACUCAGGAGGUUACAAGAGAAUGACUUAUUCUGUAACAUUGAAAAAUGUCAUUUCCACGUCAAAAGGAUCGAUUAUUUAGGGUUCAUUAUAUUGGAAUCCGGCAUUGAAGUUGAUCAAUCUAAAGUCACAGAUGCCAUGAACUGGUCAACACCUAAAAACGUCAAGAACAUCCAAGAAUUUUUAGGAUUUAAAGAUAGCCUAUGGAAAUGGGAAUCAGUGGAACAAAAAUCUUUUGAUGGUCUUAAAAAAUGUCUUACUUUGGCACCCUUACUUUUGCAACCUGAUACCACAAGACAAUUCUAUAUAGAAUGCAACGCAUCAGACUAUGCAACAGGAGCCAUAUUAUCCCAACGCAAUCCUGAAGGGAAACUGGCCCCUGUAGCCUACCUAUCAAAAUCCCUUUCCCCUGCCAAAAAAAACUACAAUAUUUUUGACAAAGAAUUGCUAGCAGUCAUUAGGGCAUUUAAAGAAUGGCGUCAUUUGUUGGAAGGAUUGGAAUUACCAGUUCAAGUUUUAACGGAUCAUAAGAACUUGGAGUACUUUUCCACGUCUCAAUCUCUGAAUAAACAACAAAUCAGAUGGGCCAAUUUCUUAGUUGACUAUAAUUUCCAAAUCAUCUACAGACCUGGGGCACAGAAUAAAAAGGCAGACAUCCUCUCACGACGCUAUGAUUUAGAAAUUAAUGACCUAAUUGGCAAAGCAAUUUAUGAGGACAAACAUCUUAAAGAAAUCUUGUACAAGCUUCAGAACAAGGAAAAGGUCAUAAAUUGGGAAUUAAAAGAGGGCUUACUAUGGCACCAAGGGAAAAUCUUUGUACCAAAGGACAACAUCAUCAGGAACCUCAUUGCGGAAUCUAGGCACAAUGCAUUAGCAGCAGGGCAUCCAGGACAAGCCAGAACAUUGGAACUUGUAUCAAGAAGUUAUUACUGGCCAUCCAUGAAAAAAUUCAUCAAUUCCUACGUCAGUCACUGCAAAACUUGCAUCAGGUCCAAGCCAACAAAUCAAUUACCUGUAGGCCUGUUAAAACCAUUGCAAAUUCCUGAACGGCCCUGGGAAGACAUUGCUUAUGAUAUGAUUGUGGGACUACCGGUUUCAGAAGGCUUUGAUGCUAUCCUGACAGUGAUUGAUUGA
Molecule: messenger RNA, 1866 nt
Organism: Rhizoctonia solani
Lineage: Eukaryota; Fungi; Basidiomycota; Agaricomycetes; Cantharellales; Ceratobasidiaceae
Product: Retrotransposable element Tf2 protein
Exons: 4
Coding region: 1-1866 (621 amino acids)
Source: RefSeq, a predicted model, not a curated record